UUCCGGUUCAAUGUUCGAGUUUUCUUUUCCGGUUCAUCCAGUCCAACGUUCCAGUGUUUGGAAGACUGACUGUAAAGAUGGUAGAUGAAGCUGGUGACAGGGAUGAUUCUGCAAAUGUCGCCAUUAUUAGAGAGGUGUAUGAUAAUGAGAACGCACAUGAAACGUUCGAAUAUGAACUAGAAAGAGCAUUAGAGUCAGAAUGCAAUUUAAUUGUUAUUGAACCAUCUAAACUAGGUGAUGAAACCUCCAGGUGGAUAGCAGUAGGUAACUGUCUUCAUAAGACUGCAGCAUUAUCGGGUCUUGCAGCCAUAACCACAGGUUUGAUUUGGGGUGAUAAACCCUAUAUCUGUGGUCCAUUAGGUUUUAUAUCUAUCAUAUCCUGUGGACUUUAUACAGUUUCUUGGCAGUUUGAUCCCUGUUGUCAGUACCAGGUUGAAACUGACACAAGUAAGCUACCACACGUAGAAUUGCUAGCUGUUUUAGGACCAUCAUCUCCAACAUUUCUUGUAAAAAAAGAUGAUACAAGAAGAAGAAUUCUACAUACAACUAUUACAUUGGUAGCGCUCAGCAUCAGUGCCUGGAGAGUGUAUCAGGCAUUUAAAUGAAAUGAUUGCUAUCCAGACAGAAAGAAUCUAAAUUAUAAAAACCAGUAAGGUAGGCCGUACGAUGCAUCGUAUAUGAUCGUAGUAAGGCCUAGUAUAGAAAUUUGUGAAUUACAAUUUCAUGUAUAUUAAUGGGGAAUUGUUGAGCCAUACUAUGAAUCUGUUUUCAUUUGAUGUUUAUAUCCUUUUUAUGUUUUGACUCUACCUCAAAUGAACGGUAUUUUUACGAAGAAAAAAUAAAGUAGAAAUACAUAACACAACAGAUUAGAAAACAAAAUUUUCAACAUAAAGCAUGAUAUCUUUUAAGGCUCCAGAUUGUCAGUGUAUGAUCUCCAUCUUGUUGAUUAUAUUUUGCAGUUAAUUUUAAUACAGAAAAAAAGACACAAUCAUAUUCACACACUUUAAGUGAAGCAACUACUGCUAUAAGUGUUCUUAGAGUUAUACGAAAUUGCAACUAUACACCUGGACAGUUGAAUUUAGAAUUAUAUAUUUUUAGAUUGUAAAUAAAGUAGAUAGAAUACACUGCAUAUGAUAUACUACAGAGAAUGUUGCAUAGAUUUUCUCACCCAGUGAUAUAGCCCAGUUAAAAGAAAAAAAAUAUUGUAUACACAAAACAAAAAAUAUAUUACGUUAACCUUAUUGUCAUUUGGCAAUUGUUGUAAUCAGCAUAAUAAACAUAACUUUUGUUGGUUAUGUAAGUCUCUUGUACUACAUACAAAGGUAUUGAAUAUCAAAAAUAAACGUCACAAACAUUCCGGAAUGAACAAUGAUAACAAAUAUUAUAUAAUCUAAUAUAUGUAUAUCAACUUUUUGAAAGACUUGCAAUUCACAAAUUUUUACAUCUACUUGUAUAUACACGGAAAAACUAAUAAACGAGCAAAAAUACAUACAUAGAAUGCACUUCAAGUAUUUCUGUAGUAAAGAUCUCGGAAAAUAUGCGAAAACUAAGCAACAUCUUUUGUAACUAUUAAUAUCAUUUACCUUUGUAACAAGCAAGAUAAAAAUGUUGCGAUUUAGAACACAAACAAGAUAUCCAUUACUUCAAAAAACAUUACGUACUAUAUAAGCUUUUUUUUAAUAUAUAAAAGUAUAAAAUUUA
This is a messenger RNA of Osmia bicornis bicornis, 1701 nucleotides long. It is a transcript of the gene Pmi, whose product is annotated as transmembrane protein 11 homolog, mitochondrial. Bases 78 to 605 code for a protein of 175 amino acids. Gene Ontology annotation, biological process: inner mitochondrial membrane organization. Gene Ontology annotation, cellular component: mitochondrial inner membrane. The record is from RefSeq and is a predicted model, not a curated record. NCBI's taxonomy places the organism in Eukaryota, Metazoa, Arthropoda, Insecta, Hymenoptera, Megachilidae. The transcript is spliced from 3 exons.